UUUGUCCCGCCCACCGCCGCCAGCCCGGUUCCAUUUCCGGCUGGCUGGGCACUGGGGUCCAGAAAGUGAUCGCUGCCGUGGUCGCCAUGGGGAAGUCGGAUUUUCUUACUCCCAAGGCUAUCGCCAACAGGAUCAAGUCCAAGGGGCUGCAGAAGCUGCGCUGGUAUUGCCAGAUGUGCCAGAAGCAGUGCCGGGACGAGGUGAGUGGGCCCGGGCUGGCCCGUCUUCCCAGGAGGGCCCCUGGGAGUCCAGGAUCAGGUCCUGGAUGCGGGCCCGAGGGCUGCCAGGAAUUCCGAAAUGACUUCCUAGAACUUCUCAGGAGACGCUUUGGCACUAAAAGGGUCCACAACAACAUUGUCUACAAUGAAUACAUCAGCCACCGAGAACACAUCCACAUGAAUGCCACUCAAUGGGAAACUCUGACCGAUUUUACCAAGUGGCUGGGCAGAGAAGGCUUGUGCAAAGUGGACGAGACGCCAAAAGGCUGGUAUAUUCAGUACAUAGACAGGGACCCAGAAACUAUCCGCCGGCAGCUGGAACUGGAGAAAAAGAAAAAGCAGGACCUUGAUGAUGAAGAAAAAACUGCCAAAUUUAUUGAAGAACAAGUGAGGAGAGGUCUGGAAGGGAAGGAACAGGAGGUCCCCACUUUUACGGAAUUAAGCAGAGAAAACGAUGAAGAGAAAGUCACGUUUAAUUUGAGUAAAGGAGCAUGUUCAUCUGGAGCAACAUCUUCCAAGUCAAGUACUCUGGGACCAAGCGCACUGAAGACUAUAGGAAGUUCAGCAUCAGUGAAAAGAAAAGAAUCUUCCCAGAGCUCAGCUCAGUCCAAAGAAAAGAAAAAAAAGAAAUCUGCAUUGGAUGAAAUCAUGGAGAUUGAAGAGGAAAAGAAAAGAACUGCCCGAACAGACUACUGGCUACAGCCUGAAAUUGUUGUGAAAAUUAUAACCAAAAAACUGGGAGAGAAAUAUCAUAAGAAAAAGGGUAUUGUAAAGGAAGUAAUUGACAAAUAUACAGCUGUUGUAAAGAUGAUUGAUUCUGGAGACAAGCUGAAACUUGACCAGACUCAUUUAGAGACAGUAAUUCCAGCACCAGGAAAAAGAAUUCUAGUUUUAAAUGGAGGCUACAGAGGAAAUGAAGGUACCCUAGAAUCCAUCAAUGAGAAGACUUUUUCAGCUACUAUAGUCAUUGAAACUGGCCCUUUAAAAGGACGCAGAGUUGAAGGAAUUCAAUAUGAAGACAUUUCUAAGCUUGCCUGAGUUUGAAAGUUUGUUAACAAUGCAUUAAAAUCUUAAAGCAUCAAAUUGGUGUUCACCAAGGCAUUAUGAGACUCUACUGUGUUAGGGUAUUCUUUUGUAUAAAAGAAACAGGUUUUUGAAAAUAUUACUGUAUAGUUGUUCAGCUAAACUUUGAGAAAAAUUUAAUUAUGUCUCACAAAGUAUCAAAACUAUGUAAUUUUGUCCUUAUUUUUGUUUCCUUUGUAAUUUACUUCAUGAUUUUAUAUCUUCAUUAAAGAAUGUUGUAAAGUG
Cebus imitator (Panamanian white-faced capuchin) is the source of this 1526-nucleotide messenger RNA. RefSeq names its product Kin17 DNA and RNA binding protein (gene KIN). The record is from RefSeq and is a predicted model, not a curated record. Bases 87 to 1256 code for a protein of 389 amino acids. Gene Ontology annotation, molecular function: double-stranded DNA binding. Lineage: Eukaryota; Metazoa; Chordata; Mammalia; Primates; Cebidae. The transcript has 12 exons. Gene Ontology annotation, cellular component: nucleus. Gene Ontology annotation, biological process: DNA damage response; DNA replication.